Messenger RNA from Peronospora matthiolae, 318 nucleotides. NCBI's taxonomy places the organism in Eukaryota, Oomycota, Peronosporomycetes, Peronosporales, Peronosporaceae. The record is from the annotation of a GenBank genome assembly.
AUGACGCACCGAACAAAGGUGCUGGCGCUGUAUAAGCGCGUGUUGACGCUGCACCGACGCCAGUUGAAGCCGCACAUGCGCGUGCUCGGAGACCAGUACGUUCGCGAUGAAUUCAAGCGACACAAGAGCGCAGAUCCCAAGUUCGUGCCGCUGUUUCUGCGCGAGUGGGAGCAGUACGCGGCUACUAUGGACCAGAAGAAGACCCGCUUUGGUCAGGAGCUGUCUAUCGAGGACCAAGAGCUACUGGACGGUGAGCAAAAGAUGAAGUUGCGCUCACUGCAAGACGCGGCCAAGAAAGUGGGCGAAACAAUCGCAUGA